GUAAGCGAAGCCUUCCAACAAGCCACCCAAGCUGUCAACACCGCGCCAGACGAGGAGCGCAACGCAUUGCGUGCGUGAAGUGGGCGGCAACACAACCUUUCCGUUUCUCGUCUUGAACGGCGCUGAUGGUCGACUAAACGAUGGAGUCCCGAGCUGAGGAACGCAAAACCUCAGCCUGGCGACGUACGCGUCGUUCCAGGGUGGAGCCAGAUUACACUGGGAGAUCUGGCAAGUCAGCUUGCCGGCAUCGCGCGCGUACGCAGGUUAUCCAAGGCACGUGUCCUGUUCUCUUGAACUCACACUCUGCCGUAAACGCGCUCAACGAUGUCGAUUACAAGUGGGAUGAAGCGACAGCGACAGAGUUGGGAAUCAAGGCAAUUGCAAGUCAUCGACGCGCCACUUGCGAUUACUUCUCCGCGUCAGGUGAUCAUCAGGCGUGCCGCAAUGAUGACUUCGUCCAUGGCAUAAGCGGAGAACUGCCAUACUUUCCGAUUGGUCAUACCUGUGCCGGCGCUGGAAAGGAUUCCACGAGAGCCAGGCUGGAUCGGUCUUUGGAGGGAAUUAUGUGGAUGUUUCAACGACCUCCUGAAUCGCCAUCAUCACAGAGGAUGAUCCGGGGUUGAAAAUCGUCGAAUGGUCAAGCAACGGCAAGAGCGUGCUGCAGAUCCAGGAGAAGAUCUUGCGAGCAGACGCAGAGCCAGUCGAUGUGACCUUCAGAC
Molecule: messenger RNA, 719 nt
Organism: Neohortaea acidophila
Lineage: Eukaryota; Fungi; Ascomycota; Dothideomycetes; Mycosphaerellales; Teratosphaeriaceae
Exons: 2
Coding region: 141-623 (160 amino acids)
Source: RefSeq, a predicted model, not a curated record